Messenger RNA from Racocetra persica, 725 nucleotides. Lineage: Eukaryota; Fungi; Glomeromycota; Glomeromycetes; Diversisporales; Gigasporaceae. The record is from the annotation of a GenBank genome assembly.
AUAAUACCGAAUUUACAAACACAUUAACAAGAUCAUCAUCAGGCCGUUGGACAAAGAAUGUUUCGAAUGCUUCCAAACCAAAGAAACCGCGUAUGAGAUGGACACAACAAGAGGACGAUCUUCUUUUAAGACUAAUAAAAACUUAUGGAAAAGAUUGGCAUAAACUUUCCGAAAUUUUAGGUAGACCGUAUUAUAACAUUUCAUAUCGAUAUAUGUGGAUAACAAGUAAAACUUGGUCACCUGAGGAAAAUGCACAUUUACAUUAUGCGAUCAAACAAAUUAUGGGUGUUAACCUUGGAAAUGAAAAAAUAAAAAUUUUUGAUAAUAAAUGGAAUUUGAUUAUGAAAAUAUUUGGUGAAAAAUUUCCCGAUAGAACUUUAGAAGAAGUUAAACAUAAUUGGAAACAAUAUGGCAUAGGUGGAAAUGUUAAUGAUACUCAUAAAAUUCGGAAUAAUUCUUCUAUUGAGAACAAUGUUGGUAAAGAACAAGUUAAUGCUGGUGUUUGGACUGAUGAUGAAAUUAUGAAGUUUGAAGUUGCGUUAGAAAAACAUUCUAAACAAUGGACUUUAUGUGAAAUUGAAGAAUGGAUGGAUUUGUGGAGAAAUAUCAGUGAGGAUGUUGGAACUAGAAGUGCAAGGCAGUGUCUGAGGUUGUAUUAUUGGAAAUAUAGUAUGCCAAGAGAUGAAGAUACCAGGAUUAAAGUUAUGGAUGAAAUUUCGAAAUAA